AUGGUGGCGUCAUCACAAGCCGUAUCGCAUACCUCGUUGCCCACUCCGAACUUGGGCGUAUCAAAGGGGGCGCAAAUCUCUGCACCUUUGACCCUUUCACAGCUGGCCAUCGUUAAAUCAACGGCGCCUAUCCUCAAGGAAAAUGGCGAGAAGAUCACCAGCCUAUUUUACGGCAACAUGAUUGAACACCACCCAGAGCUACAUCAUAUCUUCAAUCAGACAGGGCAGGUCACCGGUGCCCAACCGCGGGCGUUAGCAGGAGCAGUGUUUGCCUAUGCCAGCUAUGUUGAUGACUUGGGAAAACUUCAAACUCUCGUUGAGCGCAUUGCGCACAAGCAUGUUAGCCUCACAAUCCAGCCCGAGCAGUACUCAAUCGUAGGAAAGUACCUCAUUGAGGCAGUCGCAACCGUGCUGGGGGACGCAGUUACUCCCGAGGUAGCUGAUGCUUGGACCGCAGCCUAUGCAGCUUUGGCAGAUAUCUUCAUCAAGCGGGAGAAGCAGCUUUAUGACUCACAUAAGGACUGGACAGGAUGGAGACGAUUCAAGAUUCAGAAGAAGGUUGAAGAGUCUUCUGAGAUUACGAGCUUCUAUCUUGUUGCGGAGGACGGGCAACCUCUACCCAACUUCAAACCAGGACAGUAUAUUAGUCUUCAUGUUUCCAUCCCAGAAUUUGGGUAUAUGCAGCCGAGGCAAUAUUCUCUGAGUGACGCGCCUCACGGGGACUACUACCGCAUCAGCGUCAAGAAGGAGUCUGGGCGAGACUUGGGCCCGCGAGGAUGGGUCUCUAAUGUGCUGCACGAAAAUUACAAGGAGGGCGAUGUUGUGGAACUUACUCAUCCUACUGGGGAGUUCUUCGUUGAUCCAGUCACGGAUGACACAGCACCAAUCGUUUUGCUCUCAGCUGGCGUCGGUGUUACCCCGAUGAUAUCCAUCCUUAACAGCUUGGUUGCUACACACUCGAACCGUCCGAUCUCAUGGAUCCACGGCACACGAAGCUCGGAGUUGCAAGCCUUUAAGGAACACAUACAAAGCACAUGCAACAAGAGCCCUAAUCUUACCUCCACCGUCUUCAAUUCUCACGUUACCAAAACUGACGUGAAAGGAGUUGAUUACCAAUUUGAUGGCCGCAUGGAUUUGAAGAAAUUGCAUCAAUCGAGCGUCCUGUUCCUUGACAACAGGAGAACUCAGUAUUAUGUCUGCGGCCCAACGAACUUUAUGAAUGAUGUUCGCAGAUAUUUGAUCACCGAUGGGGUUACAAGUGAAAGAGUACACGUUGAGGUAUUUGGUGUAGGAGACGGAGAGUAG
Neoarthrinium moseri is the source of this 1305-nucleotide messenger RNA. RefSeq lists its product as uncharacterized. The record is from RefSeq and is a predicted model, not a curated record. NCBI's taxonomy places the organism in Eukaryota, Fungi, Ascomycota, Sordariomycetes, Amphisphaeriales, Apiosporaceae. The transcript has a single exon. Bases 1 to 1305 code for a protein of 434 amino acids. Gene Ontology annotation, molecular function: oxygen binding; nitric oxide dioxygenase [NAD(P)H] activity; FAD binding. Gene Ontology annotation, cellular component: intracellular anatomical structure. Gene Ontology annotation, biological process: cellular response to nitrosative stress; nitric oxide catabolic process.